Molecule: messenger RNA, 2053 nt
Organism: Somion occarium
Lineage: Eukaryota; Fungi; Basidiomycota; Agaricomycetes; Polyporales; Cerrenaceae
Source: the annotation of a GenBank genome assembly
AGCUAUAGUCGCGCUGUUUACUGUAAACGGUAUGCCUCCCAGGAUUGCUGACUCGGCUGAGUGGAAGAACAUGUGGGCAAUGGGAAACUGAGACUAUCAACCAGUUAGUCGCACAACACUCGAAGAUACUCAAAUCCCACAUGAGGCGGCACGUAUUCAUCUACUUGAUCUCGAAGAGCUCAAGAAGCAUGAAAACCUAACACUCAGUUUCGAUGGAGGGACGACUAAAGGUCUCGAAUCUGUGUACACUGUCCAUGUUACGACACCUGACCGACAGGUAAUCUUCUACGAGGGUAACGAGGCAUCAGAUGAGUCGCAUACAGGAGAGCACUUACAUGGCGUCAUUUCUCGGGUUAUGCGAGAGGUUGGGCCUGAACGUUUCCGGGGCCUGAGCUCAGACAACACUGGAAACACCUCGGUGGGACGUGUGCGGACACAUAACGAGUUUCCCUGGGUCUUCGUUCUUCCUGAUCCCUGUCAUGAGCUUGGAAACUUGGCAAAGGAUAUCGGUAAAAUUCCUUUCUUUAAGGAUGUCAUUGUUAAAAUCCGUGGCACCAUAAAGCACUUCAAGAAGUCAAGUUUCGCAACUGCUCACCUAAAGAGAGUGAGGAAGCAGCUUGGAAUUGGUCGUGGGCUUGUCUCAAUUGCUAAGACACGUUUUGCGACUGUGUAUUUUGCUGGAGAGUCAGUCCGACGUAACAAACCUGCAAUUGAGAGGUUAUGUCAGCAGGGACUCGUAAAGUUCAAGAACAAAGUUGUCAAUGAAGCAUUCUUAUCUGCACUUGCUGCCAGCACCUUCGCCAUGCAACUGGAUCAGUUGCUUGCUGUUCUCUCACCAGUUGCGAAGUCAGUCACUUGCCUUGAGUCGACAUUUUCAACUGUGUCAGAUGUCUUCACAUUCUACCUCGCUAUCAUGGCCGACAUUCAUGACUACAUUACAAGCCCGUACAAUCAGGUCCCGACUUCAGUGAAAGAGCAGAUUCGACUGCGAGCCAACUCGCGAUAUAAUAACACCAUCGGCUCGAGCGAUAUUUACCUCACAGGUUUCAUACUUGACCCACGCUAUCGAGGCUCAAGUAUUCUUCGCCAGUACAACCCUCUCAUAAUUCAGAAAAUCAAGCUUGGUCAUUUUAGAGAGACUUCUGCAGAGAGGCCAAAAACCAACAACCUACCUGAGCCUGUCCGUCGUGCGGGAAAGUUUCUUAUCAAGAUGCUACGCAUUGAGUAUGAGCAUCGUAACAUUCCCAUAGCAGGUUUGAGUGCGCGCGAGGCGCUUGAACAACUCAAGGAACAAGUACCACUAUACGUCAAGUCUGCCUAUCCUUUUAAUCGGCCGCUGAAGGAAUUAGAUGGGCCUCGAGAAUGGUGGACGCGCCUCAAACAUGUUGAGGAAGCACAGCCAUUAGCAGCAUUAGCAUGCAUGAUUUUUGAUAUUGUUCCCAACUCAAUGGCAGAGGAACGUACAGCAUCAACAUUCACAUGGCUGAAUAGUGACCUCCGUGCAUCGCAGAAGGUCCCAACUUUGGUACGGACAACACAGAUUAGGCAGCACAAACAGCGGAGAGCAAAGAAUAAGGUCUCACCCAAACAUCUCCCAACGGUUAAGUUCUGGGACUUGGGGAAGACUCUUAGUGCAGUAAAGAUUGGUGAAAAGCGCAAACGAUCAGAUCAAGAUGACAAGUCGGAUGGCAAGGAUACUCGUAGUGAUAGUGAAGAUGAAGAUACUGGGGAGUCAGAUGAUUCGGGCUCUGAAUCAGAGACUGAAGGUAGCGAGCACUUGGAGAACAAUGAAAGCCUGGGAAGAGAGGUCGAAGCACUUGAUGGGUUUGCUGCGGAAAUGGAUGUUGGUGUCAUCCUCACGUCGUUGGAGCUUCGGGAUAUACUGUCCGAGACAUCUUUGAUACCAGCAGCGAAGCCAGCACCUGUUGCAAAACAGGUGAAGAGCUCAAAGGCGGCGGAACGAGCAUUGACUGAGGAGGAUUGGUCGGAAUUUUAACUAUGUUGUAUUUUAGGUUUAUAACUAUGUUACUAACCUGUAUUUUGGGGGAAGUUC